Messenger RNA from Knipowitschia caucasica, 915 nucleotides. The record is from the annotation of a GenBank genome assembly. NCBI's taxonomy places the organism in Eukaryota, Metazoa, Chordata, Actinopteri, Gobiiformes, Gobiidae.
AUGCCACCAUACGGCUCUACCAUGGCACGGCUAUACCAUGGCACGGCUAUACCAUGGCACGGCUAUACCAUGGCACGGCUAUACCAUGGCACGGCUAUACCAUGGCACGGCUCUACCAUGGCACGGAUAUACCAUGGCACGGCUAUACCAUGGCACGGCUAUACCAUGGCACGGCUAUACCAUGGCACGGCUAUACCAUGGCACGGCUAUACCAUGGCACGGCUCUACCAUGGCACGGAUAUACCAUGGCACGGCUAUACCAUGGCACGGCUAUACCAUGGCACGGCUAUACCAUGGCACGGCUCUACCAUGGCACGGAUAUACCAUGGCACGGAUAUACCAUGGCACGGCUAUACCAUGGCACGGCUCUACCAUGGCACGGCUCUACCAUGGCACGGCUAUACCAUGGCACGGCUCUACCAUGGCACGGCUCUACCAUGGCACGGCUCUACCAUGGCACGGCUAUACCAUGGCACGGCUAUACCAUGGCACGGCUAUACCAUGGCACGGCUUUACCAUGGCACGGAUAUACCAUGGCACGGAUAUACCAUGGCACGGCUAUACCAUGGCACGGAUAUACCAUGGCACGGAUAUACCAUGGCACGGCUCUACCAUGGCACGGCUCUACCAUGGCACGGCUAUACCAUGGCACGGCUAUACCAUGGCACGGCUAUACCAUGGCACGGCUAUACCAUGGCACGGAUAUACCAUGGCACGGAUAUACCAUGGCACGGCUAUACCAUGGCACGGAUAUACCAUGGCACGGAUAUACCAUGGCACGGCUCUACCAUGGCACGGCUCUACCAUGGCACGGCUAUACCAUGGCACGGUUAUACCAUGGCACGGCUAUACCAUGGCACGGCUAUACCAUGGCACUGCUAUACCAUGGCACUAUACUGCUAUACUAAUGACUAA